Molecule: messenger RNA, 1998 nt
Organism: Trichoderma asperellum CBS 433.97
Lineage: Eukaryota; Fungi; Ascomycota; Sordariomycetes; Hypocreales; Hypocreaceae
Gene: ADV1
Product: Transcriptional regulatory protein pro1
Biological process (GO): regulation of DNA-templated transcription
Molecular function (GO): DNA-binding transcription factor activity, RNA polymerase II-specific; zinc ion binding
Source: RefSeq, a predicted model, not a curated record
AUGGCGAUUUCACAGUCUGGGAAGGCCAAGACGGCUCCCAAGACCAACAAUGGCGCUUCGCGACGAGGAACUCAAAUGCAUCGCCGCUCAAGAACAGGCUGCUACACCUGCAGAUUAAGACGAAAGAAGUGCGACGAGGGCUCGCCUCUUUGCACAGCAUGCAAGCACCUUGGUCUGCAAUGCGAGUAUAAGCGACCCAUGUGGUGGAGCAACAACGAUGCGCGAAAGCAACACAAGGAGGACAUCAAGGGCAUCAUCAAGCGCAAGAAGCUCUCGGAAAAGUCAUCGCACGCCUCCAUAAACUCUGCCUCCUCCUCACCCCCUGGCUUGUCACACUCCGUGCCAUCGUCUGCAACAUACACCGACCCUAUGGACCGCAACAGGUCUGCAUCUAUAGAUUCCCACUUUUCAAACGGCUUCAACUUCAACGGCCCGAUGCACCAGCCCGAUUACUCUUCUUACAACUCUCAGCUGCCCCCCGACUUCAUGAUUGGCUCUUAUUCACCGUACGAGAUUGAUGUCAAGACGGAGCGACAAAUGUUCAUCAAUGACGUACCGACAUUGAAAGAAUCCCAAGUCUCGACCUUUAGCACUUACUGCCCGCCUCCACCAGCAGGCACCGUCCUGCCGGCGGGCACCCUUCCCGGAAGCUGGAUCGAGCAUGUUCAUGAAGAGCGCCGCGAGUCGCUGGCUGAGGAGACGCUCAACGUCAACUUCUUCGACUUUGCCCAUGGACCGUCCUAUGACUCAAGGCAAGUCAAGAUUGAGCUGGAUGAGAACGACCAGCGUCUGUUUGACCACUUCAUCCAAUUCGUGCUGCCAACCAUCUUCCCUAUUCUGGAGACCAACCAGCAUGGCUCAGUUGCAUCUGACUUGAUUCUCCCCGCGCUGCAGUCCAACAACACCUAUCUUCACUGCUGUCUGAGCAUCGCAGCUCAGCACCUUAAAUCUUUGUCGGCUGGCCCUAACGAAGACCUUGAUCAUGACAUCAUGAGACAUCGUUAUGCGACCAUCUGGUCGCUUUGCGAGUCCCUGAAGCGAGACGAGAACUACCAGCAGAUCCUCGAGGCCACUCUUGGACUCAUUUUCUUCCAGUGUGUCGUUGGCCGCUCGGACAGUGAAGAGCUGCUUGACAUUGCGUGGCACCAGCAUUUCCAGGCCGCCAUUAACCUGGUCACCAAGCUGGACCUGCCCCGUCAAGUCUUGGACCCUGCCACGCCAAUGACACAGACCCCGUUCAACAUGACCUUGACCGCCUGGAUUGACAUCCUUGGCGCCACCAUGCAGGGAACAUCUCCUACCUUUGCCCACACGUACCGCGAGAAGCAUCUGUCUCAAAUCAAUCCCUACAUGGGCCUGCGAGAGCUGAUGGGCUGCGAGGACCGAGUCAUGUAUCUCAUCUCUGAGAUUGCGUGCCUCGAAUCGCUCAAGAGAGAUGGCAUGGAUGACUUCACCCUCUGCCAACACGUGUCUGCCCUAGGCGAGCAGAUUAGCCUCACCGAGGUCAAUGAGUUCACACCCAAGAUGCCUUACAAUGCCAAUGGCACACUGUCGCCCAAGCAGCUUUCCAAGAACAUCACGGCUGCCUUCCGCCUUGCGGCUCGUAUUUACCUGUGUAGUCUGGUGCCUGGGUUCAGCCCCAAUCAGCCCUCGCCGAUGAGUCUGGUUGACAAGCUUACAAACGUAUUGCAAUUUAUUCCUUCUGGACCUGAGGGUUACGACAGCAGCUUGGUCUGGGUCUACCUCUUGUGCGGCUCAAUCAGCCUCCCCGGCUCCGACUUUCGUGUGCUAUUUGAGGAUCGCAUUGCGCAGCUUGGCGACCAGGCCAGCUGUGGCUCUUUUGGCCGUAUGGUGAUGGUGUUGCGUGGCCUCUGGCUUCACAAUGACAAUUUGUCGAGGCAAGGUACGCCCGAUAGCGCCGGAUCAGACGUGGCGCAGACAUAUCUCCACUGGCGAGAUCUGAUGCGGAUGCAGAACAUGGAGUACCUGCUCAUGUAG